Molecule: messenger RNA, 1353 nt
Organism: Dermacentor albipictus
Lineage: Eukaryota; Metazoa; Arthropoda; Arachnida; Ixodida; Ixodidae
Product: INO80 complex subunit E
Biological process (GO): chromatin remodeling
Cellular component (GO): nucleus; Ino80 complex
Source: RefSeq, a predicted model, not a curated record
GGGAGAUCUGUGCAGGUAUGUAGUUCAGUAGGUCGUGGUCGGGCCCACCGUUUCGGUGCAGCGUUGUGCGUGCGUUCUCUGUGGUUGAAUUCGUAAAAACUGGUACGAUAACGUCGUGGAAAGCCUCGAAGCGUGCGAACGCUGAAUUACGUCAGAAGCGUUUUCGAAUUGAAAAAGUUCAACGCUGUUGAGAGAAUAUGAAAGGUAUAUGCAACGUCUUUUUAUCCGAGAUGCACUCAUAGCGACAAGAUACGAGCUUUCAUUCACUUGGAAGCGCGGAAGAACUUGAGCUGGGCAUAGGAGCAAAUGAUUUGAAAACAUUGCUGACCAGCUGAAAUCCUUAAAAAUGCCCAUAUCUGAUGAAGCUUCGAUGCCAGUUGUGUCAUACCGUCAAAAAUAUCGUAACCUAAAGCGCAAGUUAAAGUUCCUUCUCUACGAAAACGAAUGUUUCCAGGAGGAGCUGCGAAAGGCGCAAAGAAAGCUGCUGAAAGUAACACGCGACAAAAGCUUUCUCCUCGACCAGAUUCUUCAAUAUGAGUCUAUCGAUUCAUCAUCGAGUGACUCGGAUGCGACUGUGUCUAGUGACAGCGACUCCGAGCUUCGUGUUGAACCGCCACCACCGCCUCCCGCAAUCAAGAAAAAGAAGCCGUCGGUGACCCCUGUUGAAAGCAGCAACGUCCACCAUAUUCCUGUGGCUAGCGUGUCAGCAGUAACAGUGCCCAGUGCUACUCCCUCUUGUUCUAUACCUAUAAAAACCGAAAUAACGCCGGGGCCGCUACCGGCCACUAACACUUCCGCUGCUUUGGGUGUUCUGCCUACGCUAGCAGCCAAGUCGGCUGUUUUGAUGCCCCCCGGUGCGUCUCUCAAUCCGACGGCUGAUAAGAAAAAGAAAGUAGCCAGGGCCUCCAAGCCUCCGCCAGCAACAGUGCCUACACCACCGCAGCCGACGUCGAAACCGAUUUUGGUCUCUGGUGUUCCAAAAAGGAUAUUAGAAGCAGCCGAUGCACUUUGUGUGAGUCGUCUGGACGGCCACAUGACUUCGGAGGAGGUGGAGAGGCACCUGGAAGCAAGGCAGGCACUGCGCGAUCUACUUCCUGAGAAGGCUCCGCUCACAGUGCCUGCUGAGCUCUUCAGCAAUGAACCACCGGCAGACCUACUGGACGGCGGGCCGCCCUUGCUGGCGCCUGGCACCUCUGUCAUGGCCUCCACUGAUGCUGAGGGGGAUGAGGACGAACUCAUCACUGGAAUAGCAUAGUGAUUACAUGUAUCUCAAGUUGUUAGAAAAGCCAUAUGUUUUACACACUGACACUGGAGCUAUGUAGUGUUAUGUAAGAUCCUAACUCUUAGUUCGAA